AUCAGAGAUAAGACGACGAUCAGAACGGAUAUAAUUAUAAAUAAAGAGUUAAAUUUUUUGAAGAAACCGAAUAAACCAUCUUACAGUUUUGAGAUUAUGGCCUCGAGAGAUGGACCUCGUGCUUCUGGUACGGAUGGAUCAGACUUUACACACAGACAGCGUGUGGCUUCCCACUACAAGGAAAGCGUUCAAUGGAAGGCCAAAUUGAAGGCCUGUCUUUGUUUCCAGUUAAUUCUUAACCUGGGUUUCGGAGCUUGGAUCACUGCAGCUUACAGUGGGUAGGUUCGUAAACUUGAAUGUGAAGUAAAUUCGCAGAAUCAAUAGUUGGUAACGGGAGCUUCUUAGUUGACAUGUGUCUGAACAUCAAAACCAUUCAACUGGGUGCAUCCCAUUUUUGUACGCAACCACCCCCUAUUAAAUUCUCUACCACUUGUAAUCGUGCGAGAGAAUUUGCACUAAACUCAACUUUUAAUAAAGUAAACAACACGACUCAAUCACAUUCUGUUCACCAUGUGUUUGCACGAAAUCAUGUGAUCAUGUUUCACAGAGUUCCACCACACUUAGAUGAUGGUAGGUUCUGAAUAGGAGGCCCACACUUUUUUCGUCAUAGAAGCCGUCAAAAUUUUUACCCUUAGGGCAUUUUUUUUAAAAAGUCAACCCUUUAGGUUCCUUUGGGUUUUAUUUUUCAAAGGGAGAUGACACAAAAUUGAGGGUUUGGAUUUCAGCCAUUUUUAGGGUUGCGAAUAUAUUGAAAUUGAACGUCCCCAACCCCAUCCUCGAUCACCUCAUCAGGUAGGUUUUAGAUGGGUGCAUCCAAAUCCAUAUCCUAUUCCAAAUAAAACUGGAUUUAAAAUGGUACCUUUUCCCAUAGAGAGGCCAAACCUUAAUUACCCCAUUCAAGCUGGGUUCUUCUUGAGAAGUUUUCUUUAGUUUGAAAUAUUAUACGCUGUUCUUACUAGAAAAAUUUUGAAUGAGGAUAUCCUGUUCCAUUCCAAAUAAUGAGUCCAAACAGUUUUCUAAAACAUUUGGACAGGGACUACAGCUGUAGCUAAUCUUUGAACGUGACAAGAAAAUUAUAUACGACCUCCCAAAGGUAAAAGGGGCCUCGUGACAGUAAAUGGGCCUGAUACUUAUCUGGUUUGCUUUUCAUACACAGAUUAACAGGUUUGUUCUUCAUACACAGGUUAAGCAAGGCAAACCCAGAGCCCUGGGAACUGGCCUGGUUACUGAGCAUCAUUCCUGCAGUUGUUGGACUUGCAAGCCUUCCAAAAAACAAUAUUAAGCAGAUGUACAUUAGUGCAUGUGGAAUUCUGCUCAUUGGAGUGGGUCCUUUAGUUUUUGGAGCUUGUGCCAUGUUACAAGAUAUCUUUUUCAACAUCCGUCAAAGAAGAGCCCCUGCCUCACAGGCAUGGCAAAAUGCACCGAUGAAAAUGGCUGCUGUAGCUUUUCUUAUACAGUUUCACGGCAUCAGCCUGUAUUAUGGAAACAAGCUAAUAAGUGCUUGGAACUCCAAGGGAGAGAAAAAGAUGUCAUAGUAACUGAACAAUACCUGCACAUUAUAUCUGUCAAGAUCAUAAUUAUAUGGGCCAUUUUGAAAUUAACAAUUAGUUCAGCGUGCGUAUGUCGAGAUAUUGAGCACGCGGGAAGUUUGGAGAGCACGAAAGAGGCGUAAGAGUUGCACGAGGCGCAGCCGAGUGCAACUCUAGCCUCUUGAGUGCUCUCCAAACUUCCCAAGUGCUCAAUAUCUCGACAUACGCACAGCUGCAGCAUGAACUAAUUGUUUUAUAGCGAUCAAUGCAGCAGUUAACUGAAAAUUUUAUUAUUGAAGGGCGCGCUCAAAGCAGUACGCGUCAAUGUUUACGUGAAUAUAUCUUUUUUCCUCACAGUUAAUCUUAUGUUUUUAUCUUGAAACUGAGAGAAAGUGUACUCUAAAAUGAUUGUAAAAUCCAUAUUUAGGUGUCGGAAAACUAUUAAUUUCCCGAAAAAUUGUUAUUGAGAGAAAACAACUUUGCAAAGAAUGAGCUCACGCCAUAGCCCGCACAGCUCGCGGAGAUGACAACAACAACAACAACACUCACCUCUUUUCCUUACUAUCGGUUAACAAAUUCAAACGUUUCCUCUUAAAUUUCUUUACAAAACACAUGGUAAACGCUUCAUUGUCUAUUGCUGAGUUAUGGAUUCACUCAGGAGACUCAGGAUUGCUAAGCUCACAACAACUCGAGGAAUUACGAAUAGUUUAUUGACGUCAUCAGCGUGCUCAAUAGGAAUAUGAAGCACGCUCGCGCUAUUGAAUUUGAUUAGGCGAAUUUUCUAGCUAUGUUAUAAUUGCCUGUUAGACUGGUGGUCUAUUUUGUCAAAAUCCAUUAUGAGAAUGUUUGGGGGGAUUCAAAAUUUGAUCAGAAACUGGGUCAAAGUUCAAACCUCAAAACAGUUGUAUAAACAACACAGUCUCCACUUCAGAAUGCCCGAUUUCAACAUUCAUGAACUUCCUGUUUCUUCUGGAAAAUUAUGUCUAGUAGGGUCUAACCUCCACUGACACUAUGGUCCUGGCAGCGGUUGUUCAAAAGUUAGUCUUCUUUACAGCCUUUUUUUGUCUCAUCAUGCUUCGCUCCUCCCCACAGCAUUGCGUGAUGACACAAAGAACGGCUGUGAAGCAGACUAUUCAUGUAAAAAGCCAGAUAGUUGAUAAAUCACUACCCUCCAGGCCCUGGUUGUUCAAACGUUGGAUAGCGCUAUCCACCAAAUAAAUCACUAUCCAGUGGAUAGUAUAAUAAAUUUAUUGAUUUCUGUCAUAAUUUUCCGCUGGUUUACAGUCAACUCUCUCCAAGACGGACACCUUUGGGACCGGCACUAAGUGUCCGUCUUAGAGAGAUGUCUGUCUUAUAAAGAGUCAAAUAAAGGGAGCUAAGAAAGGAAGGGACCAACUCUAGGUGUCCGUUU
Porites lobata is the source of this 2940-nucleotide messenger RNA. NCBI's taxonomy places the organism in Eukaryota, Metazoa, Cnidaria, Anthozoa, Scleractinia, Poritidae. The record is from the annotation of a GenBank genome assembly.